Messenger RNA from Mycosarcoma maydis (corn smut), 495 nucleotides. RefSeq lists its product as uncharacterized. Lineage: Eukaryota; Fungi; Basidiomycota; Ustilaginomycetes; Ustilaginales. The record is from RefSeq and is a predicted model, not a curated record. The coding region runs from base 1 to 495 and encodes 164 amino acids. The transcript has 2 exons.
AUGAGGACGAAUCCUCGUUCCUUCCUGAUUUCCGCCUUGGCUUGCACAGCUGCAUAUUCGUUGGUUGUCCCGUCCACCAGCCACAGCCAGCAUCUCAGAGGAGACAAGGUGACUGAUGUAUCGGGAGGGCCACCGUCACGUUGGUGGUUUAACUACCUAAACAAGUAUUCGGGUCCGAUCCCAGACAUACUGUCUGGCAACAUGCUCAUUCGCGAUCAAUAUCAGCACUUUCGCCACCGCAUCAGAGCCUUGGAAGAAAUUCGUAUAGCGGUGUUGCAGCAUAAUCCGAUGCUCAAUAGUAACGAUAAGUUAGUGCUUUCUCGUCCAUUCUACAAUUGGAACAGCUUGGUCUUGUCAGUGGACGGGCAAAAUCUGCGCAUAGACAACCCGCACGCACUCAACCGUGCAGCGCUUGGGUUUCAAAUGGACAGCAAGACCAUUGGUGAAGCUGACAAGCUCAUCUUCGACCUCGUAACGAAAGGUCUUGUCCCGUAA